Molecule: messenger RNA, 554 nt
Organism: Homalodisca vitripennis (glassy-winged sharpshooter)
Lineage: Eukaryota; Metazoa; Arthropoda; Insecta; Hemiptera; Cicadellidae
Product: apolipoprotein D-like
Exons: 4
Coding region: 31-435 (134 amino acids)
Source: RefSeq, a predicted model, not a curated record
UCCAAGGGAACCGGUAAAUGUGUGACAGCGAUGUACUCCCUCAACCCAGACACUGGAGUUGUGGACGUGUUCAACUCCCAGGAACCUGUUAGCUCCAGCACGGCGCGCAGCAUCAACGGAACUGCGGUGCUGGAGGACUCGAACAAAAUGGAGGGCAAACUGCUUGUCACUUUCCCAAUUCCAAUUAUUCAAAGGAUUACAUCGAAAUACUGGGUGUUGGAUACUGAUUACUCCAACUGGGCAGUGGUGUGGUCUUGUUUCAGUUUAGGGUCCCUGGCACAUUCAGAGUCGGCGUGGAUCUUGGUCCGCCAUAGGGAUGGUGCAAAGGAAGACAAUGAUAACGGAGAUCUGGAAAUUGAUUCCGUUCUUAAUCGAGAAGGCAUUCCGAGAAGUCGGUUCAAAAAGACUGAUCAAGAGAACUGUUUAAUGCAAUGAUAGUUGCAUUAGAAUCUCAACAUUUUAUGUUUUACUUAAGGCUAAUUUUUAUUAAUUAAUGUUUCUUAAUAAUCAUUGUUAUAUGACAGUUACUAUUUGUUACUAAUUUUAUGUAUAUG